CAGCCUGUGGGCGGGGCGUGUGUGUGACUGAUCCACGGCUGUGUUUAGUCCAGUCCGGUUCGGUUCUAGGUUCUCCAGAAACCCCCGGAACCCCCGGGAACCCGCGGAGCCGCUGCCGGGAAACAUGUCCUCUGGCCCGGGGAGCAGAACCACCGAGCCCUGGGGCUUCGACGACGGCCCCCAGGGCGGCUCGGCCGUCAUCGACAUGGAGAACAUGGACGACACGUCGGGCUCCAGCUUCGAGGACGUGGGGGAGAUGCACCAACGCCUGACGGAGGAGGAGGAGGUGGAGGAGGCUACCGCUAACGACGAGGCUAACGACGAGGCUAACGACGGGGACUUCCUGGGCAUGAAGGGCCUCAAGGGCCAGCUGGGGAGACAGGUGGCCGACGAGGUGUGGCAGGCUGGGAAGCGUCAGGCCUCCCGGGCCUUCAGCCUCUACGCCAACAUCGACAUCCUGCGUCCGUACUUCGACGUGGAGCCGCUGCAGGUGCGCAGCAGGUUGGUGGAGUCCCUGGUUCCGAUCCGGCUCAUCACCUUCCCCCAGAAGAUCGCCGGGGAGCUGUAUGGGCCGCUCAUGCUGGUCUUCACGCUGGUGGCCAUCCUGCUGCACGGCAUGAAGACGUCCGGCACCGUCAUCCGUGAGGGAACCCUGAUGGGAACGGCCAUCGGCACCUGCUUCGGUUACUGGUUGGGAGUUUCCUCCUUCAUCUACUUCCUGGCCUACCUGCUCAACUCCCAGAUCACCUUCCUGCAGACGCUGUCCCUGCUGGGUUACGGCCUCUUCAGCCACUGCCUGGUCCUGUUCGUCACCUACAACAUCCACUUCCACUUCCUGUUCUACUUCCUGUGGCUGCUGCUGGGAGGACUGUCCACGCUGAGAAUGGUGGCAGCGUUGCUCUCCAGGACCGUGGGUCAGACUCCUCGUCUCCUCCUCUGUGGAACCCUGACCCUGCUGCACAUGAGCUUCCUGCUGUACCUGCACUUCAGCUACCACCGCAUCCUGGAAGGUCUCCUGGAUUCUCUGGAAGGACCAGGUCCAAACUUGUCCCCGAUGCAGAGAGUGGCCAGAGACGUCCCGGAGCUGGUGAUCAACGCUACCAUGGGGGUUCUGGGGGGGCCGGGGGGUCUAGGGGGUCUGGGGGGGAUGGGGGGGCCGCUGAGGACCCACUGA
Messenger RNA from Cololabis saira (Pacific saury), 1174 nucleotides. RefSeq names its product Yip1 domain family, member 3 (gene yipf3). Gene Ontology annotation, cellular component: Golgi apparatus. The record is from RefSeq and is a predicted model, not a curated record. The transcript has 9 exons. The coding region runs from base 125 to 1174 and encodes 349 amino acids. NCBI's taxonomy places the organism in Eukaryota, Metazoa, Chordata, Actinopteri, Beloniformes, Belonidae.